UAAACCCCACCAAAGAAGAAGAAAGUGAACGGAAACCGGAAAGGGUCAGUGGGUCCUACAGAAUCGGCGUGUUCAUUUCAAACCUGUAGUACAAGAGAGGACGAGCACGAGAAAGAAGCUUCCCCGUCGAGAAACUUCAGUCUACAAAUCAACAUUGAUGGAGUGGCAGCCGGACGAACAGGGACUCCAGCAGGUCCUCCAGCUCCUCAAGGAUUCCCAGUCCCCCAACACGGCCACACAGAGAGCCGUGCAACAAAAACUUGAACAGCUCAACCAGUUCCCCGACUUCAACAACUAUCUAAUAUUUGUGCUCACAAGACUGAAAACUGAAGAUGAACCCACUCGUUCUCUGAGUGGUCUGAUCCUGAAGAACAAUGUGAAGGCCCACUACCAGAACUUCCCCCCGGCCGUGGCUGACUUCAUCAAGCAGGAAUGCCUCAACAACAUAGGCGACCCGUCGCCCCUCAUCCGCGCCACCAUCGGUAUCCUGAUCACUACGAUCACUUCUAAAGGGGAGCUGCAGACCUGGCCAGAGCUGCUGCCCCAGCUGUGUAACCUGCUCAACUCUGAGGACUACAACACCUGUGAGGGCUCGUUUGGAGCCCUGCAGAAGAUCUGCGAGGACUCGUCGGAGCUGUUGGAGAGCGACGCACUCAACCGCCCGCUCAACAUCAUGAUCCCCAAGUUCCUGCAGUUCUUCAAGCACUGCAGCCCUAAGAUCAGAUCUCAUGCCAUCGCCUGUGUGAACCAGUUCAUCAUCGGCAGAGCCCAGGCCCUGAUGGACAACAUCGACACCUUCAUUGAGAGCCUGUUUGCGCUGGCUACAGACGAGGACUCUGAGGUGAGGAAGAACGUGUGCCGGGCUCUGGUCAUGCUGCUGGAGGUCCGUAUCGACCGGCUGAUCCCUCACAUGCACAGCAUCAUACAGUACAUGCUGCAGCGCACACAGGACCCGGAUGAGAAUGUUUCUCUGGAGGCCUGUGAGUUCUGGCUCACUCUGGCUGAGCAGCCCAUCUGUAAAGAGGUGCUCUCUGGACACCUGGUGCAGCUCAUUCCUAUCCUGGUGAACGGCAUGAAGUACUCUGAGAUAGACAUUAUCCUGCUGAAGGGUGAUGUGGAGGAGGACGAGGCUGUGCCAGACAGUGAGCAGGACAUCAAGCCUCGCUUCCACAAGUCCCGCACCGUCACCCUGCAGCACGAGGGAGGAGAGGGCGAGGAGGGAGAGGACAUCGAUGAAGACGACGAUGAUGAUGACGAUACAUUAUCUGACUGGAACCUACGCAAGUGUUCGGCGGCAGCGCUGGAUGUGCUGGCCAAUGUGUUCCGAGACGAGCUGCUGCCUCACCUGCUGCCCCUGCUCAAGGGCCUUCUCUUCUCCCCUGACUGGGUCACCAAGGAGUCUGGCAUCCUGGUGCUGGGGGCCAUCGCUGAGGGCUGUAUGCAGGGCAUGGUGCCCUACCUCCCGGAGCUCCUCCCCCACCUCAUUGCAUGCCUGUGUGACAAGAAGGCCCUGGUGCGCUCCAUCGCCUGCUGGACCCUGUCCCGCUACGCCCACUGGGUGGUCAGCCAGCCACCAGACUCCCACCUCAAACCCCUGAUGACCGAGCUGCUCAAGAGGAUACUGGACGGCAACAAGAGGGUGCAGGAGGCCGCCUGCAGUGCGUUUGCCACCCUGGAGGAGGAGGCAUGUACAGAGCUGGUGCCCUACCUCAGCUUCAUCCUGGACACGCUGGUGUUCGCCUUCGGCAAGUACCAGCACAAGAACCUGCUCAUCCUCUACGACGCCAUCGGAACGCUCGCCGACUCCGUAGGACACCACCUCAACCAGCCUGAGUACAUCCAGAAGCUGAUGCCUCCCCUUAUUGCCAAAUGGAAUGAGCUGAAGGACGAGGACAAGGAUCUCUUUCCACUUCUGGAGUGCCUGUCGUCGGUGGCCACGGCCCUGCAAAGUGGCUUCCUGCCCUACUGUGAGCCUGUCUACCAGCGCUGUGUAACCCUGGUCCAGAAGACCCUCGCUCAGGCCAUGAUGUACAACCAGCACCCUGACCAGUACGAAGCUCCUGACAAGGACUUCAUGAUUGUGGCCCUGGACCUGCUGAGUGGCCUGGCCGAGGGCUUGGGGGGCAGUGUGGACCAGCUGGUGGCCCGCAGCAACAUCAUGACCCUGCUCUUCCAGUGCAUGCAGGACCCUAUGCCAGAGGUAAGACAGAGCUCCUUUGCCCUGCUGGGUGACCUGACCAAGGCCUGCUUCCCUCAUGUCAAACCCUGCAUUGCCGAGUUCAUGCCGAUCCUGGGCCUGAACCUGAACCCAGAGUUCAUCUCUGUGUGUAACAAUGCUACCUGGGCCAUUGGCGAGAUCGCCAUGCAGAUGGGGAGAACUGACAAGAAGGAUGAAGGAGAUUGCUCAGGAGCAGACAUGCAACCCUAUGUUGGGCUGGUCCUCAACAACCUGGUGGAGAUCAUCAACAGACCUAACACACCCAAGACCCUCCUGGAGAAUACAGCCAUUACGAUCGGCAGGCUGGGCUACGUGUGUCCACAGGAGGUGUCUCCCAUGCUGCAACAGUUUAUCAGACCCUGGUGCACAUCGUUGAGGAACAUCAGGGACAAUGAGGAGAAAGACUCUGCGUUCCGUGGAAUCUGCAUGAUGAUUGGAGUCAACCCCGCUGGAGUGGUUCAGGACUUCAUCUUCUUCUGUGAUGCUGUGGCCUCCUGGGUUAGUCCUAAGGACGAUCUGAGAGACAUGUUCUACAAGAUCCUCCAUGGCUUCAAGGACCAGGUGGGCGAGGAGAACUGGCAGCAGUUCUCAGAACAAUUCCCCCCUCUGCUGAAGGAGAGGCUGUCGGCCUGCUAUGGCGUGUAGUUCCCCUCGCCGACACAGGACACGCCUGUCAGGUUUAAUCUACGGGAGGGUUACUGGGGGAACUCAUCCAUCUGUGUUACUGCACUGCCCUGAUCGUGGGGGCAGGAGGAGAGGGACUGGCCCUGGCUCCUGUCCAUUCAGACUACAAGUCCCACGACCCUGUGUGUCUCUGUGAGGGUGGGUGGGAGGGAGGGUUACUGGGAGGGAAACUGGGGAGAAAGCCUCUGGAUUUCAAACGCCAAACUUAAAUCCGACGACAUACUCCGAUGUAACCAAAGCCACAGGUUUCUGUAAGAGGGGGAGGGAGGGUAGGAUAAGCAUAUGCAGGGGUCGGCUGCGAACGGCCCUAAAUCCAUUCGAUAACUCUUUAGAAACCAAGGUUAGAGGAGAGCUGUGGUGGGAGGGCGGGCGGGGUGGCAGCAACCCCGGAAUAAAUAAAUUAAGGAGAAAUCUAAAAACCAGCCCAGGAGCCACAGUUUAAAACCACAACUCACAUAAUAAGUAGACUGGCACACUUAGACUUAGUUCAGGAAGGGAAGGUAGUUGCCCUGGCCCGAACGACCAAUCGGUGCACAAGCACUUUGCAUUCAUUCUACAGUAGUCAUUUGAUAAUCUAUACAAAGGCUGUGGGCGGGAUACUGAAGUAGCGCUAAUGUUUUAUAAUAGCUUCCCGAAGGCUAGCCUCAGAGGGGAAACAUGAAAUGCUUUUCAACGUAAUGACGGGGAAAGUUCUAGAAGAGUCAUCUGCACCUUUACUACUCAAGCGUUCAUAGACAGUACAGUACCAUACCUGUUCAUAUUGGGACUUCUCUAUUAAACAUAGGUCUAUUUACACAGUUUUUCUUCCUUUUCCCACAUUUGCUGAAUUCGUUUUACUUUUUGAAAUUACUACUUUUUUUAUUUUAUUUUUUUAGAGAAAUUCUAAUUUAAAUGUAGUCUUUUUUUUCCUUUCAUAGUUUUUACUACAACAGACACAAUCCUUCCAGGAAUCAUUUUAUUGUAGUGCUGACAAAGGUCAUUUUUCCAAUAAGGGAUUGAUUGGUUUGCAUGGCCAUGAUAACCUCUUAAGUGACGUGGAUCUCAUUGUUACAAGUAGAUUUUUACAUUUAGAAACAAUGGUAGUCAGCUUAUCGUUCUAACGUCACGACACCAGGUUAUUUAGCCACCCCCAUCGUACUUAUUCUGUGACCAGCCCUCCCCGUCGCCAGACCUAACAAACCGGACGGGUGGCUUUCUAUAGGGUGGAGAUCCAGCGAUGCCAUAGUUCAGAGACGCAAGAUUCAAUCCAUCUUCUGGAAGAAUCACAUCCCUGCAACCAGUCAUACUCCCGUUUGCUGCUACUCUUGUUUUUCUAGUAUUUACAAUGGUCUAGAGCAUCAAGGCUUCAGGAAGAACUUUAGAAGAAAUCAGUUGCUGGUUCUAAUUGAUAUUAUGCACUUGUUUUUUUACAACUUAUGGCUUGCUGAAGUAAGAGACGAUAUAAAUAAGAUAUUGUAUAAGCAAUGGUCAAAAUGAGAAUUUUAGGAUAAGCCUAACGCCGCCGCUCAUAUGCUUGGUUUAAAAGUAAGGCAUGCAAUCAGAUGGAAUAGAUUUAAAGGGUAAGGAGAGGACCAUAGAUUUAAAGGGUAAGGAGAAGACCAUAGAUUUAAAGAGUAAG
Messenger RNA from Oncorhynchus mykiss (rainbow trout), 4520 nucleotides. The record is from RefSeq and is a predicted model, not a curated record. NCBI's taxonomy places the organism in Eukaryota, Metazoa, Chordata, Actinopteri, Salmoniformes, Salmonidae.